GGGGAUUCUGAUCGGACUGAGUGGCGAGGCGAGUCAGUCGUCCUCCGAACAGCGAGCACGGAAUAGCCACGCCUCGGAUCGUGAGAGCGUCGUAAAUUAUGCGUAAAUGUCUUUUUUCGCCUUUGGUGCGGAGUGAGUGAGCCCAGUUGCGUCCAGUACCGAAUUUAACGCGAUGGCGAACCUCGUUGGAAAUAUAUUGGGAAAUAAUAUGACUGUCGGUGACGUAAAAUGUCGGACGGAGUCGAGCGGGGUGGAGAGCGCCCCGAACGGCGAGUACGAGAAGUGCGCGAGUUCGAACAAGAGCGGUAAAGAGGCGGACAACGACCAGUCGGAGAGGAAGAAGAAGACGAGGAGGAGGAAGACGAAGAGGAAAAACCCCUACAGCAAGCACAUGUCGGAGAACAGGGGCGGGAAGAAAAACAUCAGGGUUCGAGCCGGUAAGUCGACCUACGAACAACCGGUCGCCCCUUACAACUCGAACCAGUUCCUCAUCGAGGACCACAACGACUUGCAGGAUUUCGACAUGAAACUGAUGGAGGCGGUGAACAGGGGCGCGGACCAACCGGGCGACUUAGGACCCGCGAGGACGGGACGGGUAAGGGAUCCUAGCUUCACCAGCGCCGACUCUGAAGAGGACCAUUUCUACUCCUCUCCCGAGGACGAGGAGGAGUUCCUGACGAAGGAGUUCUCCAACACCUACCAGGACCUCCACGUCGAGAGCCUCACCGCCAUGAGCAAGUCGGAGCUCAUCCAGACCGUCAUACACCUGGAAGAGAAGAUCGACACCCUCCAGAAGCGGAUCGGCGACACGAAACCGGAGGACGGGGACAAGCCGGACGACAGAAUACUCAACUUCCAGAGCGAGAUAGCCAGGUUGGUCUUGGCCAAUCAGAAGUUGCUCAAUGAGAAUUUGAGGCUGAGGGAAAUCGGUGAGAAGCGUUGUUCGUCGAGUACGCAAGACUCGGAGAGCGACUCCACUUCCAGUUCGACGAGCAGUGAGAUAAACACCUCUUCCGAAGAGACUAUCGAGUACAAAAAUAUGAACGGUGGCAUACACGAAGAGAACGACAUCAACAUGGAACAGACAGACAACACCUAAACCUGUCUAUUCCUCUUCGUUGUAAUAAAUAUUUGUUUAUAUUA
Messenger RNA from Cimex lectularius (bed bug), 1143 nucleotides. RefSeq names its product protein HEXIM-like. Bases 173 to 1099 code for a protein of 308 amino acids. NCBI's taxonomy places the organism in Eukaryota, Metazoa, Arthropoda, Insecta, Hemiptera, Cimicidae. Gene Ontology annotation, cellular component: nucleoplasm; nucleus; cytoplasm. Gene Ontology annotation, biological process: negative regulation of cyclin-dependent protein serine/threonine kinase activity; negative regulation of transcription by RNA polymerase II. Gene Ontology annotation, molecular function: cyclin-dependent protein serine/threonine kinase inhibitor activity; 7SK snRNA binding. The transcript has a single exon. The record is from RefSeq and is a predicted model, not a curated record.